Cylas formicarius (sweet potato weevil) is the source of this 1009-nucleotide messenger RNA. RefSeq names its product N-terminal Xaa-Pro-Lys N-methyltransferase 1-B. Gene Ontology annotation, cellular component: cytoplasm. Gene Ontology annotation, biological process: N-terminal protein amino acid methylation. Lineage: Eukaryota; Metazoa; Arthropoda; Insecta; Coleoptera; Brentidae. The transcript has 2 exons. Bases 239 to 967 code for a protein of 242 amino acids. The record is from RefSeq and is a predicted model, not a curated record. Gene Ontology annotation, molecular function: N-terminal protein N-methyltransferase activity.
UAUGAACAGAAAAGCAAAAUAGAAAACAAAAAUAUCGAUACAGCCAGUAUCAUAACACUUCUAUCUUAAAGUGUUUGAAAUUGAAAAAUCAUAGUUCAUUGCUGCUAUUUAUAAUAACAAUUUUCUACGAAAAGUAAAAGAAGAAAAAGAAGAUGGUUUGGCUUUGGCACAUUUCUUACUUAUAACCUAUAAAACAAACAAAUUUUGAAAUGUAAAUUUAAAGCUAUUAUUAUUGAGAAUGCCAGGCGAUCUAACAACAGUACAAAAUGAAGAGAGUUUCUACAAAAAUGGAGAAAAUUAUUGGUCAGAAGUACCUGCUACCGUAGAUGGAAUGCUUGGCGGAUUUGGGCAUAUAUCAGGCACAGAUAUCCAGGGGUCAAAAACUUUGCUAAGACAGAUUUUCAGUUCCAACAACUCGCCCGGGCGAACGGCAGCGUUAGAUUGUGGCGCCGGUAUAGGAAGAAUUACGAAAUUUUUACUUUGUCCAUUUUUUGACAAAGUUGAUAUGGUAGAGCAAAAUGCUGCAUUUCUCAAGCAAGCCCAAGAUUAUCUUGGACCACAUCUUUAUUCAGAGAAAAUUGAUAAGAUAUAUUCGACCGCUUUGCAAUAUUUUGAGCCUGAUUUUGAAAAGUAUGAUGUGAUUUGGAUCCAGUGGGUUCUGGGACAUUUAACAGAUGAUGAUUUUGUUAUUUUCCUAAAAAAAUGUAGAAAUGGACUCAAGAGAAAUGGAGUUAUUGUUGUUAAGGAGAAUAUUACUUCCAGUGAUCAAGUUGAUGUAGAUGAAAAAGAUUCAUCAGUGACCCGACCACUUUCUCUGUUGAAACUAUUAUUUAUUAAAGCAAAUUUAGAAUGUUCCAGAUUGCAGAAACAAAUUCAUUUUCCCAAAGGUUUGUAUAAUGUUUAUAUGUUUGUGUUGAAACCCAAAUCUGCAGAUGGCAACCCAAUCCGCAAUAUAACAAAAGAAUAACAUAACAUAAUUUCAAGUAGUGCUGUUGCUAAGUAAUAAAAU